CGACGCAGGGCGUGCAUACGUACGUACGUGCUCGCUCACGGUGGCGGCGACGGAUCGGAGAGGCCAGAGCCGGAGACCGAGCUGGGAUCGGGCCCCGGGCGGGGGCGGUGCGAGCGGCGCCAAGCGGAGCCUGGGGGCGGGGACGGAGUCGGGGCGGGCGGGACUGGAGCGGAGCCCGGGAACGAGGCGGGAGGUCCCAGGGUCUCGGGUUGAGGGGGUGGAGUCGCACUUCGUCGCCGCGGGGGUGCCGGGACUCCGGCCGCAGUGCCGCCGCCAUCACGGACUUCCUGUGGGACAAGCGCACGGGCCUCGCCGCCAGAACGAUGCCUCAUCCCCGAAGGUACCACUCCUCAGAGCGAGGCAGCCGGGGGAGUUACCAUGAACACUAUCGGAGCCGAAAGCAUAAGAGACGAAGAAGCCGCUCCUGGUCAAGUAGCAGUGACCGGACACGGCGGCGCCGGCGGGAAGACAGCUACCAUGUCCGUUCCCGGAGCAGCUAUGAUGACCAUUCUUCGGACCGGAGGGCAUAUGACCGGCGAUACUGUGGCAGCUAUAGGCGCAAUGACUACAGCCGGGAUCGAGGAGAAGCCUACUAUGAUGCAGACUACCGGCAUUCCUACGAAUAUCAUCGGGAGAACAGCAGUUACCGCAGCCAGCGCAGCAGCCGGAGGAAGCACAGACGGCGGAGGCGGCGCAGCCGGACAUUCAGCCGCUCAUCUUCGCAGCACAGCAGCCGGAGAGCCAAGAGUGUAGAGGACGACGCUGAGGGCCACCUCAUCUACCACGUCGGGGACUGGCUACAAGAGCGAUAUGAAAUUGUAAGCACCUUGGGAGAGGGGACCUUUGGCCGAGUCGUACAAUGUGUUGACCAUCGCAGGGGGGGCGCUCGAGUUGCCCUAAAGAUCAUUAAGAAUGUGGAAAAGUACAAGGAAGCAGCUCGCCUUGAAAUCAACGUGCUGGAGAAAAUCAAUGAGAAGGACCCUGACAACAAGAACCUCUGUGUCCAGAUGUUUGACUGGUUUGACUACCAUGGCCACAUGUGUAUCUCCUUUGAGCUUCUGGGCCUUAGCACCUUCGAUUUCCUCAAAGACAACAACUACCUGCCCUACCCCAUCCACCAAGUGCGCCACAUGGCCUUCCAGCUGUGCCAGGCCGUCAAGUUCCUCCAUGAUAACAAGCUGACACAUACGGACCUCAAGCCUGAAAAUAUUCUGUUUGUGAAUUCAGACUACGAGCUCACCUACAACCUAGAGAAGAAGCGAGAUGAGCGCAGCGUAAAGAGCACAGCUGUGCGGGUGGUAGACUUUGGUAGUGCCACCUUUGACCAUGAACACCAUAGUACCAUUGUCUCCACUCGCCAUUACCGAGCACCAGAGGUCAUCCUCGAGUUGGGCUGGUCACAGCCUUGUGAUGUGUGGAGCAUAGGCUGCAUCAUCUUCGAGUACUAUGUUGGCUUCACCCUCUUCCAAACCCAUGACAACAGAGAGCAUCUAGCCAUGAUGGAAAGGAUCUUGGGUCCUAUCCCUUCCCGGAUGAUUCGAAAGACAAGGAAGCAGAAAUAUUUUUAUCGGGGUCGCCUGGAUUGGGAUGAGAACACAUCAGCUGGGCGCUACGUUCGAGAAAACUGCAAACCACUGCGGCGAUAUCUGACCUCAGAGGCAGAGGAACACCACCAGCUCUUCGAUCUGAUUGAAAGCAUGCUAGAGUAUGAACCUGCUAAGCGACUGACCUUGGGUGAAGCCCUUCAGCAUCCUUUCUUCACCCGCCUUCGGGCUGAGCCACCCAGCACCAAGUUGUGGGACUCCAGUCGGGAUAUCAGUCGGUGACGAUCAGGCCCUGGGCCCCCCUGCAUCUCUAACAGCAGUGGGCGUCCAGUCCAGGACACUGGUGCUUUUUUAUACAAGAGAACAGAGCUGGAGCGCACUCCUUCCUCCUGGCUCCCUAUAUACCUGUCAAUAUGUGAAAUAGUGUAAAUAUGAAAGAACUUGUACCUAUCACUUCAACUCCUGCCUUGUACAUAACGCUAUUCCAUCCCACACUCUUCCCACCCUCACCUCCCCCUUCACAGUUGAGUUGGAUGGGGGCAGAAUGAGGUAACCAGGUGGCACCUAUCCCAUGUUUUAUAAGGAAUUUUGUACAGUCUUUGUGAAAUAAAAUGACGUGCUUCAUCGGACCCCCA
Messenger RNA from Ceratotherium simum simum (southern white rhinoceros), 2179 nucleotides. It is a transcript of the gene CLK2, whose product is annotated as CDC like kinase 2. Lineage: Eukaryota; Metazoa; Chordata; Mammalia; Perissodactyla; Rhinocerotidae. Gene Ontology annotation, cellular component: nucleus. Gene Ontology annotation, molecular function: protein serine/threonine kinase activity; ATP binding; protein tyrosine kinase activity. The record is from RefSeq and is a predicted model, not a curated record. Gene Ontology annotation, biological process: peptidyl-tyrosine phosphorylation; regulation of RNA splicing.